Molecule: messenger RNA, 1989 nt
Organism: Trichoplax adhaerens
Lineage: Eukaryota; Metazoa; Placozoa; Uniplacotomia; Trichoplacea; Trichoplacidae
Exons: 16
Coding region: 1-1989 (662 amino acids)
Biological process (GO): DNA replication initiation
Cellular component (GO): replication fork protection complex
Molecular function (GO): single-stranded DNA binding; DNA replication origin binding
Source: RefSeq, a predicted model, not a curated record
AUGGCUGACCCAGACAAUUUUGAAACGCUCCUGUCAUUAAUGGACGAAAAAGAAGAUGCAAACCAUAGCAUAAAUGAUACAAAUUUUUCCAUGGUAGAUGCUUUAAAUGAAUUAGCAAAGUACAAAAAUAAAUGUAAAACAUUAGAAAAUCAUUUGAACAAUUUUAAUCAUCAACAAGGAAACACGAAACCAACAACGCCCAAGAAUUUACUGCAGGGUGAAAAGACAAACGCCGCACCAACGAAAAAGUAUCAAAAUAAAUCUGAUGCUGAUCGAGAGAAAUAUUCCGGUUUAAGGAUAGUAAAGCCGGUUAUAUCAUCAGUAAGUUUAGACACAAAAAUGAAAGAUAAGAAGUUCGUUAAACUUUGUGAAUUGAAGUGGCAGAAAGACAAAUUAAAUGAUGAUAAUAAUUGGGUAAUCAUGGCAGUAAUUAUCCAAAAGUUACCCCCUAAACAAGCAUCAAAUGGUAAAACGUAUGGUAUCUUAAAAUUAUCAGAUUUUAAUACCACCAUUUCACUUUUCCUCUUCGGGGAUUCUUACAAAGAACAUUGGAAAAUAGUUGAAGGAACCGUUAUCGCUGUUGUCAAUGCAACAGUUAUGAAAUCGAAAGAGGGCAAGAAGUAUGACGAUAUUUCACUAUCUCUAGAUUGUAUUCAUAAGUUACUGCCUGUUGGUAUGUCCAAAGACAUGGGCAAAUGCAUAGCUACAAGGAAUGAUGGUGCUGUAUGUACUAAUGUGAUCGACAGAUAUGGUGCUCCACAUGUACCUAAAUAUGCUCCUCUUAAAAGGAAGAUGGAAAAAGAUAUAUAUUUCUACCAAGGGCAGACGUUCAUGAUGAAACCUCCACCUCCGACGAAACAAAAUAAAAAAAUUUCUCUUAAGGAUAUAGGUGGUUCGGAAGUAAAGACCGUUUCAUUUCCUUUAACACAAACAUUAGCAGGAAGUACUAGCGUUAAUAAUUCCCGUGUAGAAUCUGUGAGAGAAAAUUCAAGUGGUAGCAAAGUUAAUAGAUCUCCUUUGAUUGAUCAAGAAUCUUUUCGUAAAAUGUUACAAGUUCCUUCCGUUGGCUCACGGAAUAUAAUACAACACCUUACUGAUGAUCAAUUACAUAAAGACAGCAAAAAUGUGUCAGAGAAAGCUCUUUCAGCUUCACAAUUACUCAAAGUUCAUGCUGAAGCCACAAAAACAGGAACUACACCAGUCAAUUUUGAAAAAGUUGGCCCGCGCCUUGGUCGUGGUUUGCUACCGGGUGCCUUUAUUAAUUUACCAUCGAAGAUAAGUCGUUGUGCAGCGAAGCAAAGAGCAAUAGCUAUUGUCAAACAAAAGCCCUUAAAAAAUGUCGAUCCUAAUAGCACGUCAGUUACGCUAACGGAAAAGGACCUUCAACGAAUCAACAAACGACGAGAAGAUAACGUCGAACGUUCAAAUCGUCAAUUAGAGAAAAAUAGCAACUCCAACCAAGACAACAAAGAUUCUCCACCGGUAAAGAAGAAGCGAAAAGGAAUACUUGGAGAUUUGAAUACCAUAGAUUUACAAUCUCCUGAGGGUCAACUGUUAUUAGAAGCAAAAUCAGCUUUUGAAAAUAUUGUAACUGAUAUGGAUUUGGAAAGGCAAGAACUAUAUUUCCAGGAAUUAGAACGAAAAGAAAAAAUAUAUGAUCAGCUCCAAUCAAUUCGAGAUCAAACUGUAUCGGCAUAUCACUGUAAAGCGUGCAGAUAUACUGCCCAGAGCAUCUCUCCACUUUGCAAGGAGCACAAUCAUACAGUUAAUCGUAUCAAAGCAAGGAAGCGAUUUUUUGAAUGUAGAAAUUGUAAUUAUAGGACUAUCACAUACAAUCAAAUUAUACCGAUAGUGCCUUGCCGGAAAUGUCAAGGUAUCAACUUCAAAAAAACUGGGAUGUACAAGGAAAAAGAAGGUCCAAAGGCUGAUCGAGAUAUUUUGCUACCUCGUGGUGUUGAACAUCCAAAUUUUUUGAACAGUCUGCGAUAG